This is a messenger RNA of Aspergillus steynii IBT 23096, 2093 nucleotides long. RefSeq names its product MFS transporter. Lineage: Eukaryota; Fungi; Ascomycota; Eurotiomycetes; Eurotiales; Aspergillaceae. The coding region runs from base 263 to 1891 and encodes 542 amino acids. The transcript is spliced from 3 exons. Gene Ontology annotation, molecular function: transmembrane transporter activity. Gene Ontology annotation, biological process: transmembrane transport. The record is from RefSeq and is a predicted model, not a curated record.
GCAUAAACGCUUGAUUGUUCUUAGCUAUGCAUACUUCUCGCGCUUCUACUCUCCCCCCAUCUCCUCUCUUCUCUCACUCCAUCUCUACAAUCCGAAAAUCCAUCGGUUUUCAUCACCGUCCAUCGUCCGGGGGUUCUACAUUCCCUCAUUCCAUUUCAUCCAGACCAGUCACUCUGAUGGCCCAUCCCUGAGCCUGUCAUUAUCUGUUUGAAUUGCUUGAACUGUUCAUUUUAAUCUCACUGACAAUAAUUCUAUACUCAAGAUGCUCGACAAUACAGGCAAACCACCACGCGAGCACCUUCCCCUCUAUCGCUUUGUUCUUUCGCAGACAACCAUCACGGACUCGGUCCUGAAGCAUCGAUGGGAGGGUGAAGGCACUGAAGAGAGUCCCUACCUGGUGGAAUGGCUGCCCGAGGACCCUCGCGAUCCCCAUCAGAUGCGGGACUGGAUGAAAUGGUCGAUUACCCUUCUCCAAGCUGCCUCCUUUCUGUCCAUCACUUUUGCAUCCUCCGCGCUGUCGGCAGCCAAUCCACAAAUCAAAGAGGAGUUCGGGGCUAGCGAUACCUUGAUCAUUGCGGAUACCUCGUUGUUUGUGCUUGCGUUCGCUAUCGGACCCGCCAUCUGGGCGCCGCUCUCGGAGUUAUACGGUCGCCAGAUCAUAUACUUCGUGACCUACGGUCUGACGACCCUGUUUGCGGGAGUCACGAUUGCGAGUCCCAACAUAGGCGCGUUGCUGGUCUUCCGUUUCUUCGCCGGUGCUUUUGGCGCCUCGGCGGUUUCGAAUGCGGGAGGCGUUGUCUCCGACAUGUAUACGGCGCGCGACAGAGGACUGGCUACAAUUGCGUUUAUUGGGGCACCAUUCUUGGGUCCGAGCUUGGGUCCCAUCACUUGUGACUUUUUGGCCGUCUCGAAAGGGUGGAGAUGGGUGCAGGGAUUGACGACCAUUUUCAACGGGGUCGUGUUCCUGGUCGGAAUCUGUUUCAUCCCAGAAACCUAUUCCCCCCUUCUCUUGAAGAAACGCGCAGCGAAAUUAAGCAAGCUGACUGGAAAGGCUUAUAGAAGUCGAUUGGAGAACUCGCAGCAGAGCGCUUCCGCCACUUUCACAAAGACCAUGGUGCGUCCCUGGAUAUUAUUGUUCUUGGAACCAAUCGUGAUGCUUUUGAGCAUCUAUAUGGCCAUUAUUUAUGGCACCAUGUACAUGGAAUUUGCCGCAUUUCCGAUCGUAUUCGAACAGGAUCGCCAAUGGCCGCAAAGCACCUCUGGACUGUCGUUUGUCGGCAUGAUGAUUGGCCAAAUCCUGGGCUGUGCAUAUUCGACUCUGGACGACGUUCGAUAUAAGGAGUUCGCCGAUCGCACUCCUUAUGGUCGGCCUCCCCCCGAAGCGCGUCUGAUCCCCUCCAUGGUAGGGGCGGUCACUCUCCCGAUUGGAUUGUUUUGGUUCGCUUGGACCAACUACCGCAGUAUUCAUUGGAUCGUGUGUCAGAUCGGCACGGUGUUCUUUGGCUUUUCCCACGUCUCGAUCUUCCUUAGCGUGGUGAAUUACCUGGUGGAUGGCUAUACCUUCUACGCCGCCUCGGCGCUUGCGGCAAACGCAGUCAUCCGUGCCCUUUUCGGAGCGGCCUUUCCCCUCUUCACGACCCCAAUGUACAAUAACCUGGGAAUUCACUGGGCCUCCUCCAUCUCCGCAUUCUUGGCGGUCGCAUGUCUCCCGUUUCCAUGGUUGUUCUAUAAGUUCGGUCCUGCAAUUCGACGUCAUUGUCGAUAUGCGGCUGAAUCUGCCCGCAAAUUGGAUGAAAUGAACGACCGGAUGAGAGAAAUAGCCGAGCACAAUAGGCUCUGUUCUGAACCCGGUGAUCAAAAAGAGACUUUCUCUGUCAAACAGUCUGCUUAAACGAUUCUGCCUAGUCGUUUUAUUUCCUCCGGCGGGGAAAUCCUCCCCAACAACAAAAUUAGCGGAAUUGGCUGCUUGGACUCAACGUUAGCAUUCGUUGGCAUAGCAAACGAUUACUGCGGUUCUAUUCCGGCAUCUUCUCCGGAACUAUACACACUUAAUAUUUCGUGAAUGUGAUACAUACUUCUUGGCUCACAAUCGU